UGAUCCCACUGCUUUCCCUCAUGUGUGUAAUCAGAAAGUCUGCACUAAGCCCUGCCCUGUCUUUCUCGCAGCUCGAGUUCUGCAUAGUGGUUUUAAGGAAAGGGGGGGUUGACCACAGCUAGAAGUUUUCUCUGUACAACAUUGUCACAUUCUGCACAUUUCUCCGUCUACUUUCAACAGCAGCGCUUGGGAGGGCACACUUCUCAUGCAUGUAGGGAGGAUGGACAGAGAGGAAACAAAAGAAAGAAGCAGACGCUACGCAGCGCUAUUUUCAUUUGAAUAUUUGGUCACUGAAAGAUAGACAACAGCAGAAAUUUGAGUAGGCAGUGAAAGAAGGAAACGAUCUUUUCAGGACAGCAAAUUUGGAGAGUCUUUACUACAGAUUAAACUUGAGGGAAUAUACUGGAGUGACUCGGAGGAAAAGAAAAGGACUGCAAAGCUACUAUUCUCCAGCACUGUGUGUGUGUGUGUGUGUGUGUGUGGUUAUCCUUUUCUUUCACACAAGCACAUGCAAGAAGAAACGAGAGUAAAUGUUUGUUUUUGUUUUUUUUAAAUGGACUUCAAUGAGUAGGGCUGAGGAUCACUAAAACCACCAUGAUGAAAAACAUCUCCACCACGCCUGCCACAACCACCAUCUAGACUCCAAACAGCUCCCUUUUCCUCAUCACCAUAAAGACCAGCGAGAUGAACCUGACCACAACCCCUGACCCCCAACAGACUUGUGUGGAUUAUGGUGCACUGCAAAGCCCCUUGGCGGUGCUCUACUCUAUAAUCUUCGUACUGGGUCUAGCUGGGAACCUGGUGGCUCUGUGGGUUUUCUUUUGUGUUCACUCUAAGAAGAACUCUGUGCGGGUGUUUCUCAUAAAUGUAGCUUUCGCAGACCUGCUGCUGGUGGUAUGCCUGCCAUUCAGGAUACUCUACCACAGCCAAGGUAACGUGUGGAACCUGAGUCCCACCUUGUGUAAAAUAGUGGGUGUCCUCUUCUACAUGAACAUGUAUAUUAGUGUCACGCUGCUGGGGUUGAUCAGCGUGGAUCGCUACCUGAAGAUCCAUCGUAGUAAAGGGGUGCAGCACAGACUGCGAUCCACAAAGUGGAGCAGUGUCCUCUGCGCAGUCAUCUGGAUUAUGGCCUCUGCCUUAACUUUGCCACUCCUGAUGUCAAAGAAUGACCAAGAGCUGAAGAGGUGUUUCCACUACAAGCCGCUCCAUCAUAAAAAAUGGAAAGCCUACAUCAACAUCUUUGUGCUGGUUGUCUUCUGGCUCGCAUUCAUCUCUCUGGUGGUGUCUUAUGUAAAGAUUGCCCUCAAGCUUCUGAGAACAUCCCAAGAGAAACCAGACCUGCCCAACGCGUCCCGCUACACUAAAACUGCCCGGAAGUCCUUCUUCAUCCUCUUUCUCUUCACCGUCUGUUUCGUCCCCUAUCACAUGGUCAGGAUGUUUUACAUAAAAACCCAGAUCACAGACACUUCAUGUUUCUGGCAGAAUGUGGCUGACAAAGCCAAUGAGCUGGCUUUGCUAUUUUCUGCCCUCAACAGCUGCCUGGAUCCUGUGAUGUACUUCCUCUUAUCCUCUUCAGUGAGGAAGGAGGUGCUGCGCUUGGUGAGCAACAUGUUUUGUGUGCGAGAUGUUGCUGGAGUCAGCGGGAGCAGCUCUACUGCUGAGUGGGACGAUAAGAAUGGGAGGACGGACAGAGGACAGGCAAACAUCAACUUAGCCAGACAUUUGAAGGACAAGAAAGCUACUGAAUCCAGUCCAGCUGGGCUGUAAAGGUACUCUGAGACAGCGAGCCUCAGUCGUCUCCAAUGUGAACAUGCCAGCAACCAUACCGCCGCGGAACAGGGCAGCAGCGGCUAGGAGAGUGAGUGUUGUCGACAAUAGCUGUAAUUUCCCACUUUGCCACCACAGCUUGUUGUGUUACCAUGGCAACCACUGAAACCACAGCGAGGAAAACGAUGCAGGAACAAAUUUAACGGGAGUAUCCUUUAUUAUACAUCUCUUCAUCAUCAGUGAAAAAUGGUCUUGUAGUAACAUCAUCAGUUUGAUUAUCCUGCCCGAGCGAAUAAACAACAUUUAUGAUAGUAGUUAGCUAACCUUGUAUACUGAUUGUGUCAUUUAUUUGCUAAAACUUGCUAUGUUAACUGCAUCUUACUGCUAACCAUGUCCCUUUACUUUAAGCAACAACCCUCUAUUUUAGCUACGUGGUGAGAUUAGAGUAACAGCUACCUGUUGUGUAUGGUACAGGUGAUAACAUUAGCAGGAUUGGAAGAAGGCCGAGUUGCACCUUGUACUGUAACUGUAUUUUUAAACAGUUUUAGUAUGGCUUCAUGCUUUAGUAGCUACAUAAGCAAGGUUGCAAAAAACUUAGGGCUCUCGUAUAUGUAUAUUUCUUGGCAUUAUUGGGUCACUGAUCUUGCAGAGGCGUCAUUUUCAAUCAUGCAUAAAAUCAAACAUAAAAUUUGCUCUAUUUCUUUCCCAAUGGGUGUAGAGGCACUAGUGGCCAAGUCUGCUCAAGAUCUCAACAACUGGACAAGAUAGCAACACAAACAGUAAACUCUGAGAUAGCACAAUACAGUAUUUCUGCUGAAUAGGGAAAACCUUGAGUGUGACGCCCCUUCACACAUGCAAUCCAAUAAUUCCGUAUUGAAAGCAUGAAUAUGAAUGCAUCGCAUUGUACCAGGUAAUUUACACCAAACUUUGUGAACAAUCAAGUGCUAUGAGUGGUGAGUUUAUGACGUAACAAGUGGAUACAUUUCGUUUUAAUAAAGUGAUAAACAUGACUCUUUGUAUGCACAAUUAAACAAUUAUUUUGUGAUUUCACACACAAAAUAAAAAGGUGUAUUAUUUUCA
Messenger RNA from Siniperca chuatsi (mandarin fish), 2847 nucleotides. RefSeq names its product G protein-coupled receptor 34b (gene gpr34b). Gene Ontology annotation, molecular function: G protein-coupled purinergic nucleotide receptor activity. The record is from RefSeq and is a predicted model, not a curated record. Gene Ontology annotation, biological process: G protein-coupled receptor signaling pathway. Lineage: Eukaryota; Metazoa; Chordata; Actinopteri; Centrarchiformes; Sinipercidae. Gene Ontology annotation, cellular component: membrane. The coding region runs from base 685 to 1767 and encodes 360 amino acids. The transcript has 3 exons.